AUUGGAGAUAAGGUUGUGUUAAACCCAGUCAAUGCUGGACAGCCACUUCAUGCCAGUAGCCAUCAGCUUGUUGAUAAUCCAGGAUGCAAUGAAGUGAAUUCAGUGAACUGCACCACCAGUUGGAAAAUUGUUCUCUUCAUGAAAUGGAGCGACAACCAGGAGGUUGUCUUGAAAGGAGGUGAUGUGGUGAGGCUGUUCCAUGCAGAGCAGGAGAAGUUUCUGACAUGCGACGAACACAGAAAAAAGCAGUAUGUCUUUUUGCGUACCACCGGGCGCCAGUCUGCAACCUCUGCCACUAGUAGCAAAGCACUCUGGGAGGUUGAGGUGGUUCAGCAUGAUCCCUGCAGAGGCGGAGCCGGCUACUGGAACAGUCUCUUCAGGUUCAAACAUCUGGCCACUGGCCAUUACCUUGCUGCAGAGCUGGAUUCAGAGCAGGAAGUGAUGCGUGCACGUGUACGCAACCCUCAGGACAAAGUUAUGUACACAUUGGUGUCCGUUCCUGAUGGCAAUGAC
This is a messenger RNA of Carassius carassius (crucian carp), 513 nucleotides long. Its product is annotated as inositol 1,4,5-trisphosphate receptor type 1-like. Gene Ontology annotation, biological process: calcium ion transport. Gene Ontology annotation, cellular component: endoplasmic reticulum. Gene Ontology annotation, molecular function: inositol 1,4,5 trisphosphate binding; inositol 1,4,5-trisphosphate-gated calcium channel activity. The record is from RefSeq and is a predicted model, not a curated record. The annotation marks the transcript as partial. The transcript is spliced from 5 exons. NCBI's taxonomy places the organism in Eukaryota, Metazoa, Chordata, Actinopteri, Cypriniformes, Cyprinidae.